Molecule: messenger RNA, 3012 nt
Organism: Apodemus sylvaticus (European woodmouse)
Lineage: Eukaryota; Metazoa; Chordata; Mammalia; Rodentia; Muridae
Product: annexin-2 receptor-like
Exons: 1
Coding region: 2276-2887 (203 amino acids)
Molecular function (GO): signaling receptor activity
Source: RefSeq, a predicted model, not a curated record
CUGAGAAGCUGCCGAGCUGAGGAGAUUGGGCCUCUUACUUUGGCGGGACUGACUCCCAGGCCUGCUUCCCUUGCACCGACCAGAAAGUCAACUCCAUCCCUCCAGCAGCUCUUACCUUUGGAGGACGACUGCGCGUGCUCCAGUGCGGGCAGCGGAGUCUUCUGUAUCCUGCGAGCUCUGGGUCCUGUUCUGGAGAGACAGACCUUGGCGAAGGCAGACUAGGCACUGCGACCUGAGGCGGGAGUCCCUCCAAUGAGUGCCAGCAACUGGCCAUCGGAGACUGGAGAAGUAGAUUACCAACUUGGUCAGGGCUCUUGCAAGAGCCGGGUAUUUAUAGUCUUCAAGGAGGGCGGAGUUGGGAGAGUCCGGAAAUUACCACAGCAGAAAACCUUCGUUUGCUGGUUAGUCGGCAAAGGUAAGAAAACGAACGAACACUCGAAGCCUGCCCUUCCAAGUCUAGAUCCGUGACGAAGGAAAAAACAUCAAUUUCAAUUGCUUGCAAUUCUCGGAUUGCUCGCAAUCGAGCGAAUGCCUCACAUUGGCAAGGAUUCCGUGCAGUUGACCGUUUUGACACGCCCCGUGUCCUGAAAGAUGAAAGAUCUAAACGACUUAAAACGAAAUUUUACCGAGGGUCUGCUGCUCGCAAUCCACACGAAUGGCAAGCAAUCGCUCGACUGCUCGCCAUCCGGAAUGACAAGCAAUCGCGGAAUUGAUCUUUCAUUCUUCAGAGACGCGGGGCGCGUGAAGACUGAAGAAACCCACAGAAAACUUAGCGAUCCCAUCACAGUAACCCAAGCAGGAGUGGAUUCGCCUGCCUGUCCGAUUCAGCUCCCGAUCCGAACACGACGUUACAAUCAAGGACAACAUCACGGUAAGGUAACCAAAUCCGUCGUGUAUCCUUCAUAGUCCUCGGACCGCUGAGCGGAACUUGGCACAUUGGACGUCUAGUGGACUGAAAACGGAAUUUUACCGACGGUCACCUGCACGCAAUCCGCACGAAUGGCAAGCAAUCGCUCGACUGCUCACAGUCCGAAAUGGCAAGCAAUCGCGGAAUUGAUCUUUGGUUGUGUAGAGACACCGGGCGCGUGAAGGCUGAAGAAACCCACAGAAAACUUAGCGAUCACAUCACAGCUGUGCGUUACUGUGAUGGCAGGAGUGGAAUCGACUGCCUGUCCGAUUCUGCUCCUGAUCCGAACACGACGUUACAAUCAAGGACAACAUCACGGUAAGGUAACCAAAUCCGUCGCGUAUUCUUCAUAGUCCUCGGACCGCUGAGCGGAACUUGGCACAUUGGACGUCUAGUGGACUUAAAACGGAAUUUUACCGACGGUCAACUGCACGCAAUCCGCACGAAUGGCAAGCAAUUGCUCGACUGCUCACAGUCCGAAAUGGCAAGCAAUCGCGGAAUUGAUCUUUGGUUGUGUAGAGACACCGGGCGCGUGAAGACUGAAGAAACCCAUAGAAAACUUAGCGAUCCCAUCACAGCCAUGCAUUACUGUGAUGGCAGGAGUGGAUUCGCCUGCCUGUCCGAUUCUGCUCCUGAACCGAAUACCACGUUACAGUCAAGUACAAAAUCACGGCAAGGAAGCCGUAUAUACAGUUGGUAAGCUGUUGUGUAUCCUUCAGAGUCCUCGGACCCCAGAACGGAACUUGACACGUUGGACGUCUAGCGGACUUAAAACGGAAUUUUACCGACGGUCAGUUGCACGCAAUCCGCACGAAUAGCAAGCAAUCGCUCGACUGCUUGCAAUCUGGAAUGGCAAGUAAUCGCGGAAUUGAUGUUUCAUCCUUCUGAGACACCGGGCGCGUGGAGAUUGAAGAAACCCACGGGAAACUUAGCGAUGCCACCACAGCCGAGCAUAACUGCAAUGGCAGGAGUGGAAUCGCCCGCCUGUCCGAUUCUGCUCCCGAUCCGAACGCAACAUUACAAUCAAGGAUAAAAUCACAGAAAGGAAACCAAAUCCGUCGUGUAUCCUUCACAGUCCUCGAACCGCUGAACGGAACUUGGCAUUUUCGAGGUCCGACGAUCAACCGCACGCAAUCCGCAGGAGUGGCGAGCAAUCGCUCGACAGCUUGAAAUAAGGAACUGCAUUCCAAUUAAGGACAAAAUCGCGGUAACGAAACUGGAUUUUUUCUUCCGGGGGAAGUUGCCAAAUUACCCGACUCCGCCCUCCUUAAAGACUACAAAUACCCAGUGCUUGCAGGAUACAGAAGACUCCUCUGCCUGCACUGGGUCACACGCCUUCAUCAACCCAUUGCAAGUGCUGCUCUAGGGAUGGAUUCGACUUUCUGGUCUGUGGAAGUGAAGCGGGCCUGGGAUUCGGUCCCUCAGACGGAAGAGGCCCGGUCUCUCCCGCUCCCCAGCUUCUCAGAAGACAGCGGUCCCUGGCCUCUUCCGUUCUAUCCGGUCCUGGGCAAGUUCCCUUCCGACGACGGCGGUGAAGACGGCGGUGACAAUGGAGGUGACUACCAGGAACAACCACUUCUCCUUUGGAACGAUGACAUCGAGGGAAUCUACCCCAGGACCGACUCUUGUGGGAUCCAGAACACCUGGGAGUCCAGCGUUCUUGACUCCAUCAACAACCUCCUCGAGGAACGGCAGGAGGAAACCCCCACUCCCGGAACCCGGGAGGAUGCUGCAGAAGAACCAUUCACAGUAGCUGUGCAACACUGGUCCUGUUCGGGAGCGCCCCACCGCGGCGACGACGGCGACGACGUGCUCGACGCCGAGACCUGUGCCGGGAGUCCCUCCAAUGAGUGUCAGCCACUGGCAACCGCAGGCUGGAGAAGUAGACUCCUGACGUGGUUAGUGCGCUUCCUUCCCCGCGGGCUAGCAAGCCUGCUGAGCCGCUUCCGUCUGCCGGCCUUUGGCAGCUGGGAGCCUUAGAGAUCAGCCGGUGCCUUUCUGUGUCAAAGCGCAUCUGUCCCCACCAAACUCUUCCUUCCCUGCAGCUGGUUAGCUUCAGCGAAUACCUCUGCUUCCACAAUAAAGAAACAGCGAUUUGUACUCGA